Messenger RNA from Limulus polyphemus (Atlantic horseshoe crab), 537 nucleotides. RefSeq lists its product as uncharacterized. Bases 1 to 537 code for a protein of 178 amino acids. The record is from RefSeq and is a predicted model, not a curated record. The transcript is spliced from 3 exons. NCBI's taxonomy places the organism in Eukaryota, Metazoa, Arthropoda, Merostomata, Xiphosura, Limulidae.
AUGUCUGCUUUGUCAGGUAAUAGAAAAAUCAGAAGAGUUGGUACACAAGAAGAAACAAUAUCCAGUGAAGUAACUAAUGUGUACGAAACGUCAAGACAAUCGUGUAGUAAAGAACUUAAUGGACCAAUUACGAAAGAUUUGGACUGCAAAACAACAAUAAAUAAUGACAAAUUAUGUGAAUCAUUGGAAAAAGAUUCAGCCAAUGUGAACGUUGAUAAAGAACAACCGUACAGUAAUGGUGAUGUUAAACUUCAUGUGUCACCAAAAGAAACUCUGAAAAUGAAAGAAUUUUACCUUUUAUCAAUAGUUUGUAUUUGUUCAUAUUAUCCAUUCAUGUUUGUGAGUGUUUUUUAUAAGACAGCUUCUUUCUUUCUCUGGCCUUUAGUUCUCCAUCGUAUUACUUCUUCAUUAGGAUGGUUUGCUACGUUUUGUGUGACAGCAACUGUUUCAUUCAUAGGGAUACUUGUGACUAUACUUUUCCCUGAAACCUAUCAUACACAACCAUCAAUAUCAAGUAGUUUUGAUGGAGACAAAUAA